Molecule: messenger RNA, 846 nt
Organism: Xenia sp. Carnegie-2017
Lineage: Eukaryota; Metazoa; Cnidaria; Anthozoa; Malacalcyonacea; Xeniidae
Exons: 1
Coding region: 1-846 (281 amino acids)
Source: RefSeq, a predicted model, not a curated record
AUGCUGAGGGUGAAACCAAUUGAGACACAAACCACUAAAGUUGACAUGCUUUUGACUUCAAAAACAACAAGACUGGAAAUCUAUGAAGGGGUAGUUGAAGCAAUAGACAGUGAUUAUUUAAUGAAGGUGAAGUUGAUCAAGGUGGAGAAAGAAGAGUUACUCACAGUGGACAAUCCACACCUUGAAAACUUACAAAGAGAGUUUGAACACCUGAAGAAUGCAAAAUUUGUUGAUAAUGAUCAAAAGCUCAAUUACCUAUACAUAUGGUUUUGUGAAGCGGGAAUAUGCGCGGAUAAAACUCGCACGAAUCCUCUAGUGGAAACUGAGGGGCAACCAAUUGCAGAAAAAACAAAACUCGGAUGGUUUGCCAUGAGCCCUGGUGUGGAACCAAACAGUAAAAGGAUGUUGCUUACCCAAAUUUCGCAGAAGGAUUAUGAAGAUCUCUGCAGGUUGGAUGUGCUGGGCCUAGCAGACACUGCUCAACACGACCAAUCAAUGGUGUAUAACGAAUUCAAAAAGCAAUUAACGCGAUCACCGGAGGGCUGGUACGAGACCGGUCUUCCAUGGCGCGGAAAUCAUCCACCUCUCCCAUCGAACAAAACAGGAAGCAUCAGAAGGUUGGAAUCUUCAGAGCGACGACUACAGCGAAAGAAAUUAACUGAAGAUUACAACACAGUAAUCCAAGACCAAAAGCACAAUGGCAUAGUUGAACCAGCAACUAACGUAGCAAAAGGUAAUGAAUUGUACAUACCUCACAAAGAAGUCGUACGCGAGUCAGCGCAGUCCACUAAACUGAGAGUGGUGUACGAUGCAUCAGCAAAAGCUUCACCAGAAAGUCCUUCUUGA